AUGUUUGUCCUGCUGGGCACUGUGUCUGGGACGGCCAGCAUCGCCAACAUCUUGACUCUACCGGAGAGCACAAGGGACAUGGGAUGCUGCAAAGAAAUUGGUAGCUUCCCAUGCGCAGCCGCUAUGCUCGGCAUAGUACAAAUCGGUGUGCAGUGGAGUUGUUUCUUCUUCAUUAUGCUACUCUUUCUCAUCUUCUUCCCUCGAGGCUCCUCACCAGACGUAGAAGAAGGACAGGAUACAGACAUGCCCACAUGGAAAGAAGCAGUGCUCGUUCUGGGUGUGUCGCUCGCCUUCUUCGUCGUUGCAUUCAUCGGCUCCGUCGUCUUCGUAUACGCGCUUCCUUCACACGUUCGCGGAUGGGCCAACUUCCUCGGCUUGCUUGCCACGGUCCUCGCUGCAAUACAGUACAUCCCUCAGAUCUUCAUGACAUGGAGACUGCAAGAAACUGGCAGCUUGUCUAUUCCCAUGAUGUGCAUACAAACACCGGGGAGCUUCGUCUUUGCAGCCAGUCUUUAUGCGAGGCUGGGACCUGGGGGCUGGAGUGCAUGGGGCCUGUUCAUCUUUACGGGUAUCCUGCAAGGCUUCUUGCUAGUCAUGGGCCUCUCUUUUGUCUUGAGAGACAGAAAGGCCCAGAAAAGCCAGCAACUCGACGAUGCUAAUGGGAGUGAUACUGCUGGAGACAGCGAGAGGGCGCCAUUAUUGCAUGGCCAAAGGUAA
This is a messenger RNA of Alternaria postmessia, 717 nucleotides long. RefSeq lists its product as uncharacterized. Lineage: Eukaryota; Fungi; Ascomycota; Dothideomycetes; Pleosporales; Pleosporaceae. Bases 1 to 717 code for a protein of 238 amino acids. The transcript is spliced from 2 exons. The record is from RefSeq and is a predicted model, not a curated record.